UGAAAAAGAGACAAAACCCACCCGUCGUGUCUUCUUGUUCAUCCUUUGUUUCCCUUUUUAUUUUUCCUUCUCACUGUUUCUGCCUUACUUAAAGUCUCAAACUUUGCUUCAAAUUCAACCCAUCUCUUCUUCCCACUUCCCCUCACAAUCAAAAUCUCCAACCACUGAUUGAUUGAUUUAAUCUCUCUGUUACAGUUUUCUCAGCUUUUCUGAGUUUGGAAUUCAAAUGGAAGGCGGUUCCGUGAGUGGAUCAGCUUCGGCUUUGUCAAACGAUGAAAAUCUCGUCGUUUCUUGUGAGGAUUCUUGUUCUCCUGUAGGGAAUGAGCUCGAGCUCGGUCUUACCUUGAGCCUUGGUCGAAAAGGGUAUACUAGGGUUGCUUACGCUGAUGAUUCCUCUUCUUCUUCUUCUUCUUCAUCUUCUUCUCUGAGCAGAGCUAGCGUAAUUGCUGGGAUCAAGCGAACAGCUGAUUCCAUGGCCGCAACUAGUGGACAAGUUGUGGGAUGGCCACCAAUAAGGACUUACAGAAUGAACAGUAUGGUUGUUAACCAAGCCAAGACAUUGGUUUCUGAAGAUCAGAACUCUGAGAUUCGUCAAGAAGUAAACAAGAAUAGAACUGAUGCAACAAAUAUGAGAAGUUCCAUGUUUGUGAAAGUGACUAUGGAUGGCAUUCCAAUUGGAAGAAAAAUUGAUCUGAAUGCUCAUAAAUGCUAUGAAUCAUUGUCAAACACUCUUGAAGAAAUGUUUCUGAAACCCAAAACAGGUUUAAGCACACGAGAAACUGAUGGUCGCAUGGAAACACCGGUCAAGAUACUACCGGAUGGGUCUUCUGGAUUAGUACUAACAUAUGAAGACAAGGAAGGAGAUUGGAUGCUUGUUGGUGAUGUUCCGUGGGGCAUGUUCAUUGGCUCCGUGAGGAGGCUUCGGAUAAUGAAAACAUCAGAGGCUACUGGUAAAGCUCAAAUGAUAUUAUGAAGCAAAUAAUAAUCUACAAGAACCCUUUAUGUUUGAAGCAGUAAUAAGACAGAUCACAGAUCAAAGAGAAGACAAAAACAUUGUAAGAAGCUUCUUCUUCUUCUCUCCCUUUUACAGUUUUCUUUUGGCUCUGCCAUUUUUUUUCUCUCUUUUAGUUAGUUUAUAUGGUCUCAUUGUAAAUCACACUUCAAAAGCUAUAACAAAACCCCUUGUCUUGCACAAAACCGGUUCAGAGCAAUGCACAAAGUUAAUAUGAUCUGUAAAAACAAAAGCAAAGUUAUUCUACAUGGAAAAAAAUGAAAUAAGAGCAUCAAGAUCUCUC
This is a messenger RNA of Camelina sativa (false flax), 1295 nucleotides long. The record is from RefSeq and is a predicted model, not a curated record. NCBI's taxonomy places the organism in Eukaryota, Viridiplantae, Streptophyta, Magnoliopsida, Brassicales, Brassicaceae.